Molecule: messenger RNA, 1122 nt
Organism: Glycine soja
Lineage: Eukaryota; Viridiplantae; Streptophyta; Magnoliopsida; Fabales; Fabaceae
Product: peptidyl-prolyl cis-trans isomerase FKBP17-2, chloroplastic-like
Exons: 3
Coding region: 99-881 (260 amino acids)
Cellular component (GO): chloroplast
Molecular function (GO): peptidyl-prolyl cis-trans isomerase activity
Source: RefSeq, a predicted model, not a curated record
UAGAACCACUACAUGGUAAGGGAUAAGGUGGGGACUUGACCUUGUAAGAUAUUUCUUUUUACCUUUUGUAUCUAGACCAACCUUCUUUCAUCCUGAACAUGGCUGCUUUCUUUGGUUCCCCACCAAUUUUCUCCCUCCCCCUUACUAUUAUUAGAACUCAUCACAUUUCUUCAUCAUCACAAACUCCACCACCAACACCUUCACCACAAUCUCAGCCUCCAACUUCGUCUCCACAGCAGCUAAGAACAACAAAUUUGAAUGAGGAAUCAGUGCAAGUGUCCACUGAAGCUAAGCAACAGAAGCCCAUCAAACCAGUCACUUCAUCCACUAAGGUUGGAUCCACGGAUUGGAUAGCCACUUCCUUGACCAGAAGGUUUGGGAUAGGAGCUGGUCUUGCAUGGGUUGGCUUUCUUGCAUUUGGUGUCAUCUCAGAACAAAUCAAGACUCGCCUUGAGCUGUCUCAGCAAGAGGCAAAUACAAGGAACGUUGAGAAGGUGGAAGAGGUGGUGCUUCCUAAUGGCAUAAGGUACUAUGAGUUGAAACUUGGUGGUGGCGCUUCACCAAGGCCGGGAGAUUUGGUUGUGAUUGAUAUCAUGGGAAAAAUUGAAAGUAGUGGAGAAGUGUUUGUAGACACAUUUGAGGGGGACAAGAAACCAUUGGCUCUAGUGAUGGGGUCAAGGCCAUAUAGUAAGGGAGUCUGUGAGGGUAUAGAAUAUGUACUUAAAACUAUGAAGGCUGGAGGCAAGAGGAAGGUAAUAGUCCCUCCUAAAUUGGGGUUUGGAGAGAAUGGUGCUGACUUAGGCACUGGUGUGCAAAUUCCUCCACUUGCAACACUUGAAUACAUUCUAGAGGUUGAAAAAGUUUCCAUUGCACCCGCUUAAUCCAAUCAUGCAGGGUGCUCAGCUUGUGUCAUCUAAUAUAAUAUUAUUCAUUUAAUUAUUUUCUCAUUCUUUUCGAUGGGAUUGAAAAAUAGUAAUAUACAUUUAAACUGUCAAUAAUUUUGUCAGGCUGACCUUUAAAGGCCAUGAUGGGGCUUUGUUUAACUUCUAAUUUCAAAUUUAGUGCCUACAAAUACAAUAACACGUGCAGUCCUCAACUUUAUACAUUUUAUUUUUCUGGUUA